Lottia gigantea (owl limpet) is the source of this 507-nucleotide messenger RNA. RefSeq lists its product as hypothetical. NCBI's taxonomy places the organism in Eukaryota, Metazoa, Mollusca, Gastropoda, Lottiidae. Gene Ontology annotation, cellular component: membrane; cytosol. The transcript is spliced from 3 exons. The record is from RefSeq and is a predicted model, not a curated record. The coding region runs from base 1 to 507 and encodes 168 amino acids.
AUGAUUGUUUCUACUCUAUUCGUUCUGUUUAUUAGUGUUUUCUCGGGAAUAAAUUGUACCAGAACAGAUAAAAAUGUAGACCCGUACCUCCGACCAACUUUACGUGCCUUAAGAUUUGCUCUGGAGUUUUUAGAAAAUGAACAUAAAAAUGUCAAUUUAGAUGCUAUUAUAGGAACCCGAAUUGUUGAAGGUCAGUUAAAGGUGCUCUUACGAAGAAUCGGUGAAAAAUACCCAAAUUUAAAGAUCCCCCAGGAUGUGUUAGGAGAAAUAAAUGAGUUGAGGUUACUAGCUGGCCAGAUCAGUGAUACAGCCCUACCUUACCUGGCGGCCAGGGAUACACGUUAUUUCUUAAGAAUAGGGUACACCUUGACUAAAAACUUCUGGGAUUUAGAUUACGAUAGCAAGGAUGUCAAUGCUGAUGUUCAAAUAUGGCCAUAUUCAAACAGAGAGGCCAUCACAGAGAAAACCUCGGACGACUGUUUAACAGAAUUCUUUGGAACUGGGUGA